Molecule: messenger RNA, 1647 nt
Organism: Drepanopeziza brunnea f. sp. 'multigermtubi' MB_m1
Lineage: Eukaryota; Fungi; Ascomycota; Leotiomycetes; Helotiales; Drepanopezizaceae
Cellular component (GO): mitochondrion
Molecular function (GO): FAD binding; catalytic activity
Source: RefSeq, a predicted model, not a curated record
AUGGCUACUCGAUCGCGAGUAAGUCUCGCCCUCCGUCGAGCCCGAAUUCCAGCUCUCUCUGCUCCAUUCCCUCGAGUAGCUCUCCCCCAAAUUCGACACCAAAGCACAGCAUCAACAGAAGAAACCGAAGGCGUAUCCAAAGGCAAAACCGGCUCAUCAAAAACCAUAAAAUUCACAUCCGAAACCUAUCCAGAAAUCAAGCGCGACUCGAGAUUUGCAGAGCUCACUCCUGAGCAUGUCAACUUCUUCAAAGAACUGCUAGGCAAGGACUCUGCAGUUAUAGAUGGCGUCACGAAAGAUGCCACUGAAGAUAUAGAGCCAUUCAACGGGGAUUGGAUGAGAAAAUACCGGGGACACACGAAACUGGUGCUGAAGCCUGGGUCGACGGACGAGGUUAGCAAGGUGUUAAAGUAUUGUAACGACAAUAUGUUAGCUGUGGUGCCGCAAGGAGGAAACUCUGGCUUGGUUGGAGGGUCGGUGCCAGUAUUUGACGAGAUUGUUAUUAAUAUGAGCCGGAUGAACGAGAUUCGGUCUUUUGAUGACGUUUCUGGAACUCUGGUUGUGGAUGCUGGUGUUAUUUUGGAAGUGGCCGACAACUAUCUCGCCGAGAAAGGCUACAUCUUCCCGUUAGACCUUGGAGCUAAGGGAUCCUGUCAUAUCGGAGGUAAUGUUGCCACGAACGCUGGAGGCCUGAGACUACUGCGGUAUGGAAGUCUUCAUGGCAAUGUACUUGGUAUUGAAGCAGUACUGCCAGACGGAACCAUUGUUGAUGAUCUAUCUAAAUUACGGAAAAACAACACGGGUUACGACCUCAAGCAGCUAUUUAUCGGCGGUGAAGGCACGAUUGGCAUCAUAACCGGCAUCUCAAUAAUCUGCCCCCAACGCUCAAAAGCUAUCAAUGUAGCAUUUUUCGGCCUCGAAUCCUAUGAGAAAGUCCAACAUGCUUUCAAAGAAGCCAAAGGCCAGCUCUCUGAGAUCCUCUCUGCGUUCGAGCUCAUGGAUGGACACUCCCAAGACCUCGUGCACAAGGUAACCAACAACAAGCGACCCUUGGAAAACGAGUAUCCGUUUUACUGCUUAAUCGAGACGUCUGGCUCCAACGCUGAGCACGACAACGAGAAGCUUGAGAAAUUCCUCGAGCACGUAAUGGAGAAGGAGAUCGUUCUCGAUGGUGUCCUUGCGCAAGACCAAACUCAGGUAAGAGCGCUCUGGGGCUGGCGAGAAGGUGUACCCGAGUGUCUCGGCCACUGGGGCGGUGUUUACAAAUAUGACCUCUCGAUCCCCAUCAACGAUCUUUACGCGCUCGUCGAAGAGACCAAGAAGAAGAUGCAGGAAUCAGGGCUCAUGGGCGACACUGAUGAGCAUCCUGUCGUAGAUGUCGUAGGGUACGGUCACAUGGGAGACUCGAAUCUGCAUCUCAACGUUCCGGUCAGGCGGUACGAUAAGAGGGUUGAGAAGGUACUGGAACCGUUUGUAUACGAGUGGAUUGAACGGCGGAGCGGCAGUAUUAGUGCGGAGCAUGGGCUGGGCCUGGCGAAAAAGAAUUAUAUAGGAUACAGUCGGAGCGACACGAUGAUUCGGUUGAUGAGGCAGAUCAAGGAAUUGUAUGAUCCGAACGGGAUCAUGAACCCGUAUAAAUACAUCUAG